This is a messenger RNA of Phasianus colchicus (ring-necked pheasant), 3132 nucleotides long. The record is from RefSeq and is a predicted model, not a curated record. NCBI's taxonomy places the organism in Eukaryota, Metazoa, Chordata, Aves, Galliformes, Phasianidae.
UUUCCUUCUUUUUCCAUGAAAUAUUACUAGAAUUUUGUGAAGCAAAAGGCUUGAAAAAGCCAAAAAGCAAAAGUAUUACACAAGCUUAUGCUAAGAAGUGAAGCAACCAAAAUUACCAGAAGGAGGGAAGUUGAACAUCCCUACUGUGUGAAAUGCAGCAGAAGCUAAAUGAGCCCAAGCAGCUUUGUUGGCACUCUACACCACAAAGACAAAACUGAACACCUUUCCUGUACAGCUUUCAGCCACUGCAGCUUAUUAGUUCUCAUAGUUUCACCAUCGUUUAAAAAUACAAACUUUAAAUAUUCGUGUAAUACAUGAAGUUCUGGUUAGUGGUUUUAAACUGAAAUUAACGUUAGCCAAUAAUAAUAAUAAUAAUAACGGUGUCAAAUUUAACACCGCAAGGCAUAAUUUUUCCUUGCUUCUGUGUCAUUAAGGAGAUUAGGAACCCAGUGAAAAUAACCUGGCAAUUAUUUUCAUGCUUCCUAAGAAAGGGAUUGAAGCUGAUAUUCCCGAUGUGAGCCAACAGUGAGCUGUGCCCCGUGUUCUGGUGGCUGUUCGGUUCCAUCACGUUCGCUGCUCCCAUCGUUAACCUUAUCGCCGGCCACAGAGCCGCGAGCGGAAUGACGAAGGUGGAAAAGCUCAGGAGUUAAGCGAGAAUUACACGUCCGCACAGUUCAGGCUCAGCCUCUGGCAGGAUCACUGUUUUUAAUGCAAUUUACUAAUUAAAAACGAGCACCAGAUUACGGAAAGACCGGAGCGAGGCGGCUUGGCCGGGUGGUAUUUCAGCUCCGCGCAGCGCUGCGCCGCUCCGCUUCUCAUCGCCUGCCAUUCGUUGGAGCGCCGGCCGGCCGUCAUCACAGCAAAUCCCGCACAUCGCACCCUGCGUGCCGUGACGGCCGCUCGCAGCGGGGCUGCUCUGCGCUGCGGCACGGCCGGGCGCGUCCGUUUCCCUCAGCUGAUGCACCGUAACCGCAUUAUCGCGGAUUAGCUGGAUUUCUUCCUUUAAAUGUACACUGCGAGAACCGAGCUGCCAGCCAGCUGUUUCUUAUCGGCCCCUUUAAUCUGCGCGAGCCCGGCUCCGCUCCUUCCUUUCGCAGCUAUUUCUGGCACCGUUCGGCGGGGCACGGCGCCGCGCGAUGCAUCUCCGCGCCUCCACCGGGGAAUCCCUGCCUGUGCCGCCUCCUCCUCCUCCUCCUCCUCCUCCUCUUGGCUGAGCUCCUCGAGGAAAGACCCAGAAGGCGGCGGCGCGGUGCUGCAAGUAGGGCAGCGGCGGGGCGGGAUGAGUCGGGGCGCGCCCCUGCCCGGCCCCGCCGCAGCGCCGCAUGGCCCGCGGGGCAGAGCGGCGCCGGCCGCAGGAGAACGGCCCCGCACCGAGCGCUGAGCGCUGAGCGCCGCCGCCCCCAUGGAUAAGGCGGCCUCGCUGCACAGCGCCGUGCCCGCGCCGCCGCCCCGGCUCUACCUGCCGCGGAACUUCAGCUGCAGCGCCUGCCUCUACGGCAGCCUGGCCGAGCGCUGCGGGGGCGCCUGCAGCCCCGACGGCGACGCUCCUCCGCCGCCCGCCCCGCGGGACGCGGCCCCCGAGAAGCCGCCGCCUCCGCCCCGCGGCCGGGAGCCGCGUCUGCCCGCCGUGCCGCCCAGCCCCACGCAGCGCCGCCGCGCCAAGUCGCUGCCCACGCCCGGGGAGCGCGGCCUUCGGCCGGCCCCGCGGCACAGCCCCUCGCGCCGCAAGACCGUGCGCUUCGCCGACUCGCUCGGCCUGGAGCUCAUCUCCGUGCGGCACUUCUGCGAGGCCGACCUGCCGCGGGUGCCGCCGCCCGCCGCGCCGCGCCGCGCCGACCUCUUCAAGACCAGGAAGCCGCCGGCGCUGGGCGAGCUGGAGCCGGUGCCGUUCGGGCCGCCGGUGCCGUUCGGGCCGCCGGUGCCGUUCGGGCCGCCGCCGCUGGAGCCGCUGUUCCCGCCGCAGCCCGGCGCCGGGCCCGGCUUCGCGGAGCGCGUGCGGCAGCACAAGGUGAGGCUGGAGUGGGUGCGCUGCGAAGCCGCGGGGCUGCGCGGCGCCGUGCGCGUCCUCAACCUGGCCUACGAGAAGGCCGUGUCGGUGCGCUACACGCUCGACCGCUGGGCCAGCUGCAGCGAGGUGCCCGCCGCCUAUCAGCCCGCCGGGCCGGCCGACGGCCUCACCGACCGCUUCGCCUUCCACCUGCCGCUCGGCCCCGCCGCCGCCGGCUCCGAGGCCGCGCUGGAGUUCGCCGUCCGCUACCGCGUGGCCGGGGCCGAGUACUGGGACAACAACGGCGGCUCCAACUACCGCCUGCGGGGCCGGGCGCGCUCCCCCGCCUCGGGGCCGCCGCAGGACCCCGACAGCAGCGCCUGGAUCCACUUCAUCUGACGGACGGAGCGGCCCCGGCCUCGCCCCGCGCCGCGCCGCUGCGCUGUAAGUCGGCGGAGGACGCUUGCAAUCGCUUCGCGGAUGACCGACGUGCGCUCCGUGUGUCCCGGACAGCGGUCCGGCCGCGGGCGGCGGGAUGGGCUGUGCGCUCCGCGUGUUCGAGCGCAUUUAGGAAAGCGCUGCCGUUGAAAGCUGUGCGCUCAGCUCUGUCGCGCUGCGGUGGAGCCGCCCCGCGCGGGGCUCAGCCGUGCCGGUGGCUCUCGGCCCUGCGGGUUGAUUUCCAUUUCCCGUCUGACUGAGGUUCCUCGGCUGAGCUGUCGGUGCAGGAGUGCUUGGAAAACACUCCUUUUUUUUUUUCUCCUCAUUCUGGAAAAAGGCAGAUUUCACAAAGCUGGAUGAGCUCUGACCUACUGAAGAAAAGCCAUAUCUUGCCAUAUGAAAAUAAGUGUAUCAGUAAAAGCGUGGGGAUGGCAGAGUAUGUUGACUUCUGCCUUCAAAGCUGUGCUUUAGAUUGGUAUGAGCAGUGAAGGGUUUUCCUUUUCUAGCUUGCUUUUUGAGCAGUGGACACGGGUUGUGCUGCUGCCCGGUGCUGCCCUCCAGGAGCUCAGCACGUGUCUGUGUGCAGGACAGGGACCUCUGAAGUGUCACUGCUCAGAGUGGUAGAACUCAUGUUGGUAUCAUAGAAUCGUUUGAGUUGGAAAAGACCCUUAGAGGCCAUCUUUUGCAGCUCCCCUGCAAUGAACAGG